Molecule: messenger RNA, 1068 nt
Organism: Saccharomycodes ludwigii
Lineage: Eukaryota; Fungi; Ascomycota; Saccharomycetes; Saccharomycodales; Saccharomycodaceae
Gene: ECM8
Product: Ecm8p
Exons: 1
Coding region: 1-1068 (355 amino acids)
Source: RefSeq, a predicted model, not a curated record
AUGAGGUCUGCAAUCCCACAAUCAAAGACUAAUACUACCGUCAUUUUCACUAACAAUAAUAAUAAUAAAAUAUUUAAAAAUAAUAUAAAUAUUACUAAUAUCCCUGAAAGUAAAAUAACAAAAAAAAAAAUAACCUAUAGUCAAUGCGAUUAUUAUUUAGCACCUCUUUUAAAAAAUAAAUUACUGAUAAAUGAGGUAGAAGACAAUACUAUACAGAAUAAACCCUUUCAAGAAAUAUUUACUCAAUAUACUUCGUACUAUACAACUGACUUAUCAGACAGUAAUACUGAUAACCAUAUUAAUAAAAAAUACUGUUGCAAGCAUUGCUUUUCUAAGAUUCAUGAUUGUACUGUUGCAACUAUCAUUACCUCCAGCAAUAACCACGAAAAAAAUAGCCAGCCCAUUAAAGCUUUUUACCCAAGAACUUUCCAGCACCAUGUUAUGACAAAUGAAUUGAAAAAUGUUUAUUCCAAAUCUUGGAUAGUUAAAAAAAACUAUAAAUGCCCCAAAAGUAGCUGCAUAUAUGACAAAUAUUAUGAUUUCAGUGACUUGAAUUACAUAUGUUGGAGAUACAGUAGAAAAAAAAUUAGCAAUUUAAAUCAAGCCUCCAAUAAUGAUAACACAGUCAAUAUUGUCGAAUACAUGUGUAGAUUCUGUCAGGGUAAAAACUGGAUUAAGUCAAGUAACUAUUUCCACCAUUUAUUGGUAGCACAUGGAAUAAAAACUAAUACAGCCGCAUCUACACUGCUAAACAGAAAUCAUUUGCCCUCUAUAAAGUGUCAAUUAUUACCUCUACCAAAAAGAAUAUUCCAACACUCUUUACGUACGAAAUUCCAAAGAAUAUAUUCUAAUUGUCAUUAUUGUAAUAUGUGGAUAAGAUGUGGGUUUCUGGAAUAUGACUUUUCUAAUUCCUACACUAGUAAUCCUAUUAAAAACGAUAAUAUUAAUUAUUAUUAUCAAAACAGAAAUAGAGGAUGUAUUGAGGGCUUAUUUGAAAAUUAUUUUAAGCAUGUAUUGCAUUGUAAUUUGUCGCCUUAUUGUUGUGAAGGUGAUAAUGGUUUUUAUUGA